Galeopterus variegatus (Sunda flying lemur) is the source of this 922-nucleotide messenger RNA. It is a transcript of the gene YJEFN3, whose product is annotated as YjeF N-terminal domain containing 3. The record is from RefSeq and is a predicted model, not a curated record. The transcript is spliced from 6 exons. Gene Ontology annotation, molecular function: NAD(P)HX epimerase activity. Gene Ontology annotation, cellular component: mitochondrion. Lineage: Eukaryota; Metazoa; Chordata; Mammalia; Dermoptera; Cynocephalidae.
AUGCAACCAACAUCCACCGCCACGGGCAUCCUCGACCACCAGAGGGCGCCCGUACCUCAGGCUUUGGCUCAAAACGCCUGCUGCCAGAUGAUGUCUCUCUGUCAGAGCGUCUCUCCCCACUCUCUGUCCCCCAGCACAGCAGAGGCAGCCGCCCUGGAGUGGAAGCUGCUGGAGGAUUAUCGCUUUGGGCGGCCGCAGCUAGUGGAGUUGUGCGGUCAUGCUAGUGCUGUGGCUGUGCCCAAGGUGUUCCCCUUGCCUGCUCUCUCCUGGAAGCAGAGGACGGUGCUGGUCGUGUGCGGCCCAGAGCAGAACGGAGCAGUGGGGCUGGUCUGUGCCUGGCACCUGUAGGUGUUUGAGUACGAGCCAACCAUCUUCUACCCAACAUGCUCGCUGGACCUGCUGCACUGGGACCUGACCACCCAGUGCAAGAAGAUGGACAUCUCCUUCCUGUCCUACCUGCCCUCGGAGGUUCAGCUCAUUAACGAUGCCUAUGGGCUGGUGGUGGACGCCAUCCUGGGCCCCGGCGUGGAGCCCAAUGAGGUUAGGGGCCCUUGCACCCGCGCACUGGCCACAGUGAAGCUGCUGUCCAUCCCACUUGUGGGCCUGGACAUCCCCCUCAGGCAUUUCCCAGGCUGGGACACGGAGACUGGCGGCCACGCAGAAGACGGGCUGCGGCCCGACGUGCUGGUGUCGCUUGUGGCACCCAAGCGCUGCGCUGGCCGCCUCUCCGGGCGCCACCACUUCGUGGCCGGCAGGUUUGUGCCUGACGACGUGCACCGCAAGUUUGCUCUGCGCCUGCCGGGGUACACGGGCACCGACUGCGUGGCGGCGCUGUGACCUCCAGCCGCUCCUGCGCUGCUUGGGGUAGGUGGCGGGGGGCUGAGGGGGGAGGGCGCGCCAAUAAACAGAUCGCCCACCACCA